AUGGCGGCGAGCAAGGAGACAGCAGCAGCGGCGACGAUCCACGGCCCGCGCGUCGAGGAGGUGCCAUCGACUAUGAACCUGCACUCCUACAUCUUCUCGUCGCCCUUUCGCUCGUGGCCCAACGACUAUCGCGUGCCCUUUACGCAGCCCAAUCCACGGCACUCGUUCGGGGGCAGUGCUGUGGCGCCCCACCGCCCGCUGCUCGUGGAUGCCUCGUCGGGCGCGACGCUGAGCUGGCAGCGUGUGCGCCACGACAGCCUGCGCGUGGCCCGGUCGCUCGAGUCGCUCGUCGGUGCGCCCAGCGCGUUUGAUGCCAGCCUCGAUGCCAUUCACCAGCCCCGUACCACGGUCCUCCUCCACCUGCCCAACUGCCUUGCGUUUCCUGUCCUCUUUCUCGGCGCCGUGGCGGCCCAGUGCACCGUCUCGCCCGUGUCGACGAUGCUCACGCCCGCUGAGCUGGCCAAGAUGCUCGCCAAGGCCCGGCCACAGGUCCUCGUCACCAGUGCUGGUCCCGCAGGUGAAGGCGUGCUCCGUGCCGCACUGCAGAUGCUUCUCGAUGAGGCGCUCAAAAAGGACGUCUGCGGGCAAGCCGACCCGCGCGAGGUGCUGGCGUGGGCGCGGGAGCUGGCCAGCAGCUGGGAUGCGGGUGCCCGGCUGAAGGUGCAGCGCGCCGAGACGCAGGCAUGGCGCGAGCGGCGGGUCUGGACAGUCAAUGUGCAGGCGUCGACGGACUACUACGGGACGAAUGCGCGGGGCACCGACAAGGUGGCCGCCCAGGUCGACCCGCGCGACUGGACCCACCUCCUCUUUGCGCCCCCGGGGCAUCGGCACACCUCGUCGGUCGAUGAGCUGACUCGGCCUGCAUUCAACGUCGCUGAGAUGAAGGGCCAGGGCGAGCAAGGAAAGCGCGUCGCACUCAUGCUCUGGUCCUCGGGCACCACUGGCACCUCCAAGGCUGUGCUCCUCUCCCACGAGGCCCUGAUCCACAACCUCGGCAGCCUCUGGGCCAGCCAGACGUCGCUCAACGCCGACGGCGAGGUCUGGGUCACCCUGGCGCCAUGGUGUCACGUCUUUGGGCUGGCGACGCUGCUGCUGCUCGGCAUCACGAUUGGCGCCACCCUCGUCGUGCCCUCGCCGUCGAGGCGCUUUGAUCUCGAGACCUACCUCGGCCUCGUGACCCGGUAUGGCGCGACGCUGAUGCACAUUGCCCCGCCCAUCGCCAUCGCCCUGCUGCACACGCCCCUCCUCGAGGACUAUGCGGCGCGGCGCAAGUCUGGCCAGGUCAAGGCAGUGUCGAAUGCGGCGGCGGCGAUGAACCUGUCGACGGUGCGCGCCCUCUUCUCUGGCGGCGCACCCACGCCGCCCCAGGUCAUCCGCGGUCUCUAUGAGCGCCUCGGCCUUCCUCUCCACCUCGGCUAUGGCACCACAGAGACGGCGUCUGUCUCGCAGACGCUUGGCGCCUCGUAUGCGUCGGACAGCGCGGCUCUGCAGGAGAUUGGCUCCGUCGGAGCAUUGUGCGGCGGUGUGCAGGUGUCGAUCCAACAGGACGGUGAUGCGGCGGCGGCGGCGGCUGAGGGGUACGAGGCCAGGCUCGCCGAGUUCCGGCGGCAGUGCGACGAGAAGCGCAGCAAAGGCAUCGAGGCGCCCAGCGGCGCGCGCACGCUCCCUGGCCAGGUCCGCGUGCGGUCGUCCAACAACAUGCUGGGCUACUACAGUGGGCUGGCCUCGUCUUCUGCCGCGUCGUGCAUCGAUGCCGGCCUGACGCGCGAGGCGUUCAGCGACGAUGGCCAGUGGUACCUGACGGGCGACGAGGGCGUCGUCGACAGGCACGGCAGCCUCUGGAUCACGGGCCGCAUCAAGGAGCUCAUCAAGGUCCGCGGCUUCCAGGUCGCCCCCGCCGAGCUCGACGAUGUCGUCUCGCAACGGCCAGACGUCGUGGCCGAUGUCGCCACGACGGGCGAGGAGGCGGCCAGCGGCCACGGGGAGGAGCGCAUCGUCGUCUAUCUGACCCUCAAGGCGGCCAACACGGCGACGGCGACGGUGAGGAGAGAAAGAAAAGACGAAGCAGCGACCGUCGAGGCGCUCCACGAGUGGCUCAAGCAGCGGCUCGCGCGGUACAAGUGGCCCGCGGCUUACGUUGUCGUCGAUGUGAUCCCAAAGAGCCCCUCGGGAAAAGUCGUCCGGCGCAAACUCAAAGAGGCAAUCGACGCGCAAGGCUCGAGCAGCAGCGUCCGGCGAUACGAGCCGGCGGCAGCAGCGACGGCGACGAAGCGAGACUCAAAGAUGUGA
Acaromyces ingoldii is the source of this 2289-nucleotide messenger RNA. RefSeq names its product acetyl-CoA synthetase-like protein. The coding region runs from base 1 to 2289 and encodes 762 amino acids. Gene Ontology annotation, molecular function: CoA-ligase activity. Lineage: Eukaryota; Fungi; Basidiomycota; Exobasidiomycetes; Exobasidiales; Cryptobasidiaceae. The record is from RefSeq and is a predicted model, not a curated record. Gene Ontology annotation, biological process: secondary metabolic process. The transcript has 2 exons.